Messenger RNA from Coregonus sp. 'balchen', 632 nucleotides. The record is from the annotation of a GenBank genome assembly. Lineage: Eukaryota; Metazoa; Chordata; Actinopteri; Salmoniformes; Salmonidae.
CUUCAUCCAGGAGACGCUCAUAUCUCUCCUCCACUAAGGCAACAUCACCUUCUUCUUCAUCACCAUGAUCAGAGUUCUGAUUCACCUGGCAGCUCUUCCAAUCUGGGUGACAGGUAUUCAAUCACUCAUUAAGAGAAGUCUAACAAAUCUAUUAAUGUUAUUAAACUGAAUAAAAUGUUCUCUCUCUCUCUCUCUCUCUCUCUCUCUCUCUCUCUCUCUCUCUCUCUCUCUCUACAGGGCAGUCACUUAGUAGCAAAGUCCAUCAGACUCCUAUUGCAAUACUAAAAGGAUCAAAAAAUAAUGUACAACUCACCUGCAACCACACUAUUCAAAGCUACAACGUGAUACUAUGGUACCAACAGUCAACAGGAGACACUGCUAUGAAACUCAUUGGCUAUGCAUUUGCCACGUCAAUAACCAUGGAGAAAUCGUUUGAAAAGCACUUCAAUGUGAGUGGAGACGGUCAGAGAGAGGCUUCCCUUCAUCUACUGAGUCUGAGAGCACCUGAAGACAGUGCAGUUUAUUACUGUGCAGCCAGCCAACACAGUGAUGUAGAGUACCUUCUCUCCUCUACAAAAACCCUGUCUGAUAGAAAACUAGGAGCAGUGCUCAGAACACCUGCAUCUGAGGUU